Messenger RNA from Acanthosepion pharaonis, 600 nucleotides. Lineage: Eukaryota; Metazoa; Mollusca; Cephalopoda; Sepiida; Sepiidae. The record is from the annotation of a GenBank genome assembly.
AUGUAUUGUCUUCUUUUUGUGAAGCAGUUUUUUUCACACACUCUCUCUCUCUCCCUCCCCUCUCUCUCUCUCUCAUUCCGAUUCUUUCGAUAUUACAACCCAGUUGUUCUCUCUCUGACUCUUUUUAACGACCACUCCCUCUGUACUUACCUCAGUUUUACUCUCUCUGUCUCUCGCUUCGUAUCUCAUAGUUUAUGCAAUUUCUUUACCGCCAACUGUUCAUAUCUAUCUAUCUAUCUAUCUAUCUAUAUAUAUAUAUAUAUAUAUAUAUAUAUAUAUCGCAGUCCGUUCAUUUCUAUCUAUCUAUCUAUCUAUCUAUCUAUCUAUCUAUCUAUCUAUCUAUCUAUCUAUCUAUCGCAAUCCGUUCAUAUCUAUCUAUCUCAUUUCGUUCAUAUCUAUCUUCUCCGUUCAUAUCUAUCUAUCUAUCUAUCUAUCUAUCUAUCUAUCUAUCUAUCUCAUAGCAAAAUCUCUUGCCAACGUGACCAGUUAAGAAAACGCUCGUAUCUCGGCAACGAAAAAUAUUUACGACUUUGUGUACAUAACAUUUCUUAUCAUGGAGUAACUGACUGGAUGGCUGCCCAUUUGAAGUCCAUCUAUUGA